Galleria mellonella (greater wax moth) is the source of this 2177-nucleotide messenger RNA. RefSeq lists its product as uncharacterized. NCBI's taxonomy places the organism in Eukaryota, Metazoa, Arthropoda, Insecta, Lepidoptera, Pyralidae. The record is from RefSeq and is a predicted model, not a curated record. The transcript has 2 exons. Bases 151 to 900 code for a protein of 249 amino acids.
ACAUCAGUCUUGUAUCGCUUGGCGGGAAAAACAUACCCGCUCCUUGUCUAUGCCUGGAAUUAUAAAGAGUGCAUUGUAAAUUGAAGUAACUCGUUCAGUUGUCGAUUUACUUUAUAUAUAGUGUAUAAUCUGUGAUUUUAAGACGUCAACAUGCAUCGAUGGUUGCUCCCGUUACUCGUAUGCUCAACCGUGGCUCCAGCGCCACAGGACAACAGUGACAUCACAUACGUCAAAAUCCAGCCUUUACCUGGCGACCCUCUUCCGAACCACUCCUCAAGGGAGUCCCGGAUUCAAAUCCUGCCAUUGUCCAUAGGCGGGACCACUCCGGACAACGCUAACAACCAGUCGACCAAAUCAAGCGAGAUCACCACCAAAGCGGACGUUAGAAUUAUUAAUGAUGUAUUUAAAAAAACAAUUACUACAUCUAAUAACACUGACAAUAAUGACAGUUAUCCUGGUACUAACAGUACAGGUGUCAAAUCUGUCAAACCACUUUCAGAUCAGACGAUCGAUGCGGCUAUUAUAAAUAAACUGAACAGGAUAUCCCCUGACGGUCUCGCUCAGAUCACGAUUUCUACAGAAAGUCUAUCCGAGAGUAAUCACGACAAGAGAUUUGCCAGAAACGAGGACUUCACAACGGCUAAUUAUGAUGCAGAGACCACAGAAGCGUCUGAAUCACCAACUGUUGCAAACGAAGCGAGAACUAAACCACCAAGAUACAUUUCCAAGUUAAGUUAUUUUCACAAAACAACAAGUUCAGGUGGCUCGAUCAAUUUGCUGGAGACCGGUGGAAAGAAGAGGUUCCGAUCCAAGUGUCGAUGCGAGAAGAUAUGGAAUUGUCCGAAGUUGCAGAUCACAGUGCCGCGAUGUCCCAAUGAAUAUUUCUUAUGCUGCUUUUAAAGUAUUUAUGAUAAAUAAAAAAUAUUAAAAUAAUUUAGCUAUCUCUUAUGGCCUGCGCGGACGAAACACGUUCUAUUUUAACUGUAAAAAUAACUGGUUUCUUACAAUUAUUUCAAUCGAGAAUGCUCGACUAGUUUCGGGACUAUCCGGAACUCUUAAUCAGGAGCUGUGGUGACGCGAGCGCAAAUUACUUCGGUUAUUUUUACAGUUAAAUUAUAAUGCGUACUUACUAAAUACAUUUUGUCCGUAAACAAAAUUGAUCUUGAGUCUUUCUAAACUUUAAAAUCUGAGGUGCAUAUUUAAGGGGGGGAGGGGCGAAGUGGGAUUGUUGUUCGGUGCACAUGCCAGGAUGGGAACGAAGCUUUGAACGACCCCCCUCUGGACAGUAAUCUGAAAUACACCAACGCUGACAAGAGACAAUCCUGAAUGUACUUUAAUGCGGUCAUAAUAAAACCCUUAAGUUUGCAUGCUGCAACACACAUCAUCAUUAUACAGCUUUUAACUUUCCACUGCUCCUCCAUAGACCGCCAUAAGGAGCGUGACCAUUCUUAAUGGCACUUUACCAUUGGGAGGAUAUUGCCAGCAGCAGUUGCCAUCUGCAAGCGGAUUGGCAAUCACAGUUUAUUUGGUUUAAAGCGGUCAAAAUAAGACCUCUAAGAUUGCAUGCUACAACGCAUAUCAUCAUCAGCAUCAUCAUGCCAGCCGUUAACUAUCCACUGCUGAACAUAGGUCUCCCCUAUUAAGGGGGGUAUAACGCACAAGUGUUGUAUAACUACAGGGCCGAAACAAUGAGUUUCUGAACAAACAGAGACUUUGUACAAAAGUCGAUUGCUUGCAUACCUCUGUCCCAUUCGUGUUUCAACCGUGAAGCAGUUGUGUUUGCAUGGCUGUUUCGGUUUGAAGGGUGGGAUAUGGCGUGAAUUUACUGGGUACAGAGGAAUAACACCUGAGUCCUCAGGAAUGGCAACGCAUGGGGGGUAUCAUGGGUGAAACAGUACACUCUGUUAUGUCCACGGUACUGUUCAUGUCUAUAGGCGACGGUUACCACUUUCCAUCAGGUGGGCCGUCAGCUUGUUUGCCAUUCUAAGUCAUAUAAAAAAAAAUAAACAAUUCCUCGUUUGCGCAGGUCUUUUGAGAUAUUAUGUAGGUAUAUGUGACCUUACAGAUAUUUCCUCGCAAGUUUUCGUUUUAGUCCCACCGAACGAAAUUCAUAUUUAUUAGCCAACAGUUGUAAAUCAAGCUUCGUCGUAAAUAAACUGAAUUAUUUACUAAAUACA